CGAGGGUGCAGGGGGCGGCGGAUGGGGGCGAGGCCUGGAGUGCGCGGAGCGGCCGGGCCGGCGGGCGGCGGCGCGCGGAGCCGGCGGUUCGGAGGCCUCGCGGAGCUGGGGGCGGCGCGGCGUGGAGGCAGGAGAGCCCGCGGGGUCCCUGCCCGAGAGCCGAGGGUGGGAAGCCCGAGGGAGGCGCCCGGCCUGGAGCGGGCCCGGCCCGGCCAGCCCUGGGAGCCCGGGGGAGGGGAGGCGAGCGGUCGCAAAGGGACACCCAGUCAGUUCCGGGCCCCAGCCGCCCUUCGAACCGCGGCGGGACGUGGUCCCCACAUCCUGAGCCGCGGUGCGAACCACAGCCCCUUCAUCUGAGCCCCAGUGCGGACCCCAGGCCCCCCUCCCGAGUCUCGGGGUGGGAGGUAUCACUUAGGCCCCUUCUCUGGGCUCCACGGUCCCCUCAGCCCCCGGUCCCCUCGCAGCCCCGGGUAGAUCUUCUCCGCUCUCUUCUCUGAAUGGCCAGGGAGAACACCCCCGCCCCCCACUUUCCGGAAUUCCAGCUGGUCCCCAGCUUCCUUGCUUUGAACCCCAGUCAGGACUUUGCUGAUCUCUCUCUGUUAAAGCUGGGGGGGUUCCUACUGCCUCUCUGAGACCCAGAAGUAAUUCUAACCUCCUCUUCGGAACCCCCUGCACCCCAGUUUUUCCUCUUCUGAACCCCAGACUGGAUCCAUCUCCUUCUCAGACUCUUAGCCCAAAAGAAGCCAGGAAGCAUCCCCCACCCUACACACACACACACACACACACACACACACAGGAGGACCUCAGCUCCCCUUCCUGAGGACCCCAAACUCUGAGCCUUAGGAGGAAGCUUGGGUCCUUCCCCCCGCCCCCGGAAACACAGUUUCUCUGUGGAAACACAGAUUCCUCCCAGUGGGGACCCCAGAGCAGCCCCUCAGAGCUUCUGCAGACCCUCAGUUCCUCCUUCUGUAGCCCUCCCACCCCUGCUGCCAGACCCCAGGCGGGCCCCUCCCCCGCCAACCUCCCCCUCAGGAGCCGGCCUCAGCUCUGCCCUCUCGGCCCCUGAGCCCCACCACCCGCCAGGCGCGAUGAUGAUGUGGUCCAACUUCUUCCUGCAAGAGGAGAACCGCCGGCGGGGGGCCGCGGCCCGGCGGCGGGGUCGUGGGCAGCCCAAGGCCCAGAUGACCCCGGAGCGCGAGGGCAAGAUCAAGCUGGCGCUGCUGCUGACCUCCGUGGGCGCCACGCUGGCCGUGCUGGCCGUCGGCACCGAGUUCUGGGUGGAGCUCAACACCUACCGGGACAACGGCAGCGCCGUCUGCGACGCGGCGCACCUGGGCCUCUGGAAGAUGUGCACCAAACGACUGUGGCAGGCGGACGUGCCCACGGGCAGAGACACCUGCGGGCCUGCCGAGCUGCCCGGAGAAGCAAAUUGCACUUAUUUUAAAUUCUUCACCACGGGAGAGAAUGCACACAUCUUCCAGAGAACCACGAAGAAAGAGGUGAAUCAGGCAGCUGCAGUGAUAGCGGUACUAGGCUUGGCAGUUAUGGCCCUGGGGUGCCUCUGUAUCAUCAUGGUGCUCAGCAAAGGUGCAGAGUUCCUGCUCCGGGUUGGAGCCGUCUGCUUUGGCCUCUCAGGCCUGCUGGUCCUGGUCAGCCUGGAGGUCUUCCGGCAUUCCGUGCGAGCCUUGAUGCAAAGGGUCAGCCCCGAGCCCCCCGUGGCCCCGGCCCUGACCUACGAGUACUCCUGGUCCCUGGGCUGUGGCGUGGGGGCCGGCCUGAUCCUGAUGCUGGGAGGUGGCUGCUUUCUGCUGCUCGCCCUGCCUCCUGGACCCUGGAGUCCCCUCUGUCCCAAGUGGGGCCAGAGGGCCCCCUAGCGCCACCGUCACCAUCCCGUGCGUUCUCUCAGCAACUUCCCAACGCCCCUCCACCCUCCCCACCAUCCCCUUUGCAUCUAUCACCCCGUGCCCCAGAGAGACUGUGUUCUCUGGACUCUGGGGCCCACGCUGUUUGCACAAACCUGCCCCUCCCUCUCGUAAAUACCUUUUUCCUCUGUAAAUAUGUUUUUCUUUUUUCUCUAUGGCUGGAUUUGGGUUGCUUGGGAGUGGGGCGGGGAGAGGAUUUUUUUGCAAACGAGGGUCCCCAGGGAAGACUGCUGGGGACCUGAUGGGGUAACUAGCGGGUGAGGGUGGAUGGGCAAGGUCAGGGGGUGCUAGGAGGGAGUUGGACCUUCUUGUUGCCCAGAUUGGGUUGUAUUCAGCUGUGGGAGAGACUUCUUCUGGGGAGAGCAGGGAGGGGAGAAUCUGGGUCUGACCUGGCUGUGGUCUGAUUUGGGAUUAAAGGUUUGGAAAUUUAA
Bubalus bubalis (water buffalo) is the source of this 2353-nucleotide messenger RNA. RefSeq names its product calcium voltage-gated channel auxiliary subunit gamma 6 (gene CACNG6). Bases 1089 to 1874 code for a protein of 261 amino acids. Gene Ontology annotation, molecular function: calcium channel regulator activity. Gene Ontology annotation, cellular component: L-type voltage-gated calcium channel complex; membrane. Lineage: Eukaryota; Metazoa; Chordata; Mammalia; Artiodactyla; Bovidae. The record is from RefSeq and is a predicted model, not a curated record. The transcript is spliced from 4 exons. Gene Ontology annotation, biological process: calcium ion transport; regulation of calcium ion transmembrane transport via high voltage-gated calcium channel.